This is a messenger RNA of Eutrema salsugineum, 2236 nucleotides long. Its product is annotated as sodium/hydrogen exchanger 2. NCBI's taxonomy places the organism in Eukaryota, Viridiplantae, Streptophyta, Magnoliopsida, Brassicales, Brassicaceae. Gene Ontology annotation, molecular function: sodium:proton antiporter activity. The transcript has 15 exons. Gene Ontology annotation, cellular component: membrane. The record is from RefSeq and is a predicted model, not a curated record. The coding region runs from base 408 to 2072 and encodes 554 amino acids. Gene Ontology annotation, biological process: proton transmembrane transport; regulation of pH; sodium ion transport.
CUUCCCUUAAAACAAAGAAAUUACUUUGCGUUACGUUACGUUACGAAUCCUCUUAGACUCUCCCACGCAUUUGACCGUACACGUGUCUCUCUCCAUUCCCGUUUAAUUUCUCAGUCCGCCGUGAAAUUUGUUUGCCGGGAGAAUCGAAUCCUUUCGCUUUCUCUUCGGGUAAUAGAAUUCGUCUCGUUCCCAAAAGCGGGUUUAGCUUCGGAGCUUCUGAAUUUAAUCUUCGUCUGUGUAAUCCUUUUAGCGGAUUUGUUUCAUAGAGCUAUACGAUCACCCAUAAGAGCUUCAGGACCUGUUGGAAUGGAGGGUCCGGAGAGAUGAGAGAUCUUUAAUUCGCAGUUUUAGAUCAUUGCUGUCUUACAAAACUUAAUCGAAAAAGGGAAAAAAAGUGGUUCAAGAAGAUGACAAUGCUGGCUUCUCAUUUCAGCUCUUUAACUUCUAAAAUGUUGUCGGUGUCCACCUCUGAUCACGCCUCUGUUGUUUCGUUGAAUCUCUUCGUUGCCCUUCUCUGUGCUUGUAUUGUGAUUGGGCAUCUUUUGGAGGAGAAUCGAUGGAUGAACGAAUCCAUCACAGCUUUAUUGAUUGGGCUUUGCACUGGUGUGGUCAUUUUGUUAAUUACUAGAGGGAAGAACUCACAUCUCCUAGUCUUCAGUGAAGAUCUUUUCUUUAUAUAUCUUUUGCCACCCAUAAUAUUCAAUGCAGGGUUUCAAGUUAAAAAGAAGCAAUUUUUCCGCAAUUUUGUGACUAUUAUGCUUUUUGGCGCCAUUGGGACUCUAAUUUCUUGCACUAUAAUAUCUCUAGGUGUAAUUCAGUUCGUUAAGAAAUUGGACAUUGGGACCUUUGACUUGGGCGAUUUUCUUGCAAUCGGCGCCAUAUUUGCUGCAACCGACUCUGUUUGCACACUGCAGGUUCUCAAUCAAGAUGAGACACCUUUGCUUUACAGUCUUGUAUUUGGAGAGGGCGUUGUGAAUGAUGCCACAUCAGUUGUGCUCUUCAAUGCGAUUCAGAGCUUUGACCUCACCCACCUUAACCAUGAAGCAGCUUUUCUUUUUCUUGGAAACUUUUUGUAUCUGUUUUUCUUGAGCACCUUGCUCGGUGUAGCAACUGGUCUGAUAAGUGCUUAUGUCAUCAAGAAGCUUUAUUUUGGAAGGCACUCGACCGAUCGAGAGGUUGCCCUCAUGAUGCUUAUGGCAUAUCUUUCAUACAUGCUUGCUGAGCUAUUCGCCUUGAGUGGUAUUCUCACUGUAUUUUUCUGUGGGAUUGUGAUGUCCCAUUACACCUGGCAUAACGUAACCGAGAGCUCAAGAAUAACUACUAAGCAUGCCUUUGCAACUUUGUCGUUUCUAGCCGAGACUUUCAUUUUCCUUUACGUCGGAAUGGAUGCAUUGGACAUCGAGAAGUGGAGAUUCGUUAGUGACAGCCCGGGGACAUCGGUUGCAGUAAGCUCAAUUCUGAUGGGUCUAGUUAUGCUUGGAAGAGCAGCUUUUGUGUUUCCUCUAUCCUUCUUAUCAAACUUAUCCAAGAAAAACCAGAGCGAGAAAAUCGAUAUCAAGCAGCAAGUUGUGAUUUGGUGGGCUGGUCUAAUGAGGGGUGCUGUAUCUAUGGCUCUUGCCUACAAUCAGUUUACAAGAUCAGGGCACACUGAAUUGCGCGGGAAUGCAAUCAUGAUUACCAGUACUAUAACCGUUUGUCUUUUUAGCACCGUGGUGUUCGGUAUGCUGACCAAACCGCUCAUUAGAUACCUACUGCCACAUCAAAAAGCGACCACCAGUAUGUUAUCCGACGAUAACACUCCGAAAUCAAUCCACAUUCCGCUCCUCGAUGGUGAACAGCAUGAUGAUUCAUUCGUCGAGUUCUCUGGAACUCACCAGGACGUGCCACGACCAGAUAGCCUUCGCGGUUUCCUCUUGCGACCCACACGCACUGUCCACCACUACUGGAGACAGUUUGAUGAUGCCUUCAUGCGUCCUGUGUUUGGUGGUCGCGGUUUCGUUCCCUUUGUCCCUGGUUCUCCCACCGAGAGAAGCUCCCCUGAUCUCAGUAAAACCUUGCGAGAAAGCUUAUAGAAACUUCUCCGAAAACCAAUAAACUUCUUCUUCUUCUUCUUCCCUCUUUACUGGUUAUGUAAAGGUAUAUUUGGUGGUUCAAAUUUAUAACUUUUGUGUAAAUUUAUAAAUUUGUAUUACUAGUAUAAUUUAAAUUCGUGGAUAAAAGAAGAAGCUUCUUACAA